This is a messenger RNA of Arabidopsis arenosa, 434 nucleotides long. The record is from the annotation of a GenBank genome assembly. NCBI's taxonomy places the organism in Eukaryota, Viridiplantae, Streptophyta, Magnoliopsida, Brassicales, Brassicaceae.
GGUGGGAGGAGAAGCGAAGCCCUAAUUUUUCUCAGACGCCGUUCGUACUAGUUUGGGACCGAAAGAAAAGGACAAGAUGAUUUCCACGGCGAACGGCGAGGUAAUCAUUACUAACGAUGGAGCUACGAUCCUCAACAAGAUGGAGGUUUUGCAACCAGCGGCGAAGAUGUUAGUCGAGCUUUCCAAAUCUCAAGAUUCAGCCGCCGGAGAUGGGACUACAACCGUCGUCGUAAUCGCCGGUGCGCUUCUCAAGGAGUGUCAAUCGCUUCUCUCAAACGGGAUCCACCCUACUGUCAUCUCAGACUCGCUUCACAAGGCUUGUGUUAAGGCGAUUAUAUCUUGACGGCCAUGGCUGUUCCGGUGGAGCUCACUGAUCGAGAUUCACUUGUUAAAGCUGCGAGCACGUCGCUUAACAGUAAAAAUAUUCAACGAAC